AUGACAAUUUUAUCGAUGCCCUGGACCUCAAGUGCUUGCCAAGCUCAGGCUGAUGCAGCCAGAAGAAAGUCACUCGACUCGUCUCGAACCUGCCGGCUGCUUUUUCCGCAGACCAAAUGUACCCCACGACUUGAAGCGGUUAUGGACUCUUCGCAGAUCGUGGAACGGAGGAUGAAGCAAUCCACACCUUAUCAUGUCGAAGACGGGUUGUGCUUGCGGGGCCAUACUGAGGGGAGCUUAGCGCUGAACGAUACCUGGGUCAAAGGCGACCCUGACGGGAAGAGCAUUGAAAUGAAGCCGAAGGACGUUUGCCGCGACUCAUUUGACUGCCCUCGGCACUGUUAUUCGAUUUCCCCAGCAGACGGAGACGAUGUCUACAACACGAACCAUCUAUACCUUCCCGCAUCCGAGCAGAACAGGGACGAAUUUCAUUGGAACAUCUCCAAGCCCAAGCCCCAGCCAGCAUACCGCGGCAUUUCUCUCCGUCUUCCCGAAAUCCAAGGUCGAUCUCUCGUCCUCUGCGAAACUCCGUCGUCUCUUUUCACGUCAAUUCGUCAUGCGAUGCUCGGUUGGCUCUCGAUGUUCCAGAAAGGCUUUCUCCAUCGUGACCCUAGCAUCAACAACAUGCUUGCCCUCGAAACAGCAGUCGAAAUACCUCCCUUCGAGAUCAAUCAUACCUUGCUUGCACACGGUUCGAGCAUGAAAGAUAUCGAAUUUCCCGCGGACCUCAGACGGGAGGACCAUGACUAUCGGGCGCAAGCAGAACGCGUCGAAAAACUCAUUCGGAUUUUGGAUGUGGGGACACAAGCGACUGGGAUUCUAAUCGGCAUCGAUGACGACGAGGCGGCGAAGUGGUUUGAAUCCAAUGCGCCGCAGAAGGCGUCGCGUUCAGGCACAAUCGAAUUCAUUUCGGCCCAACUCACGGACGCGAUCACCUUCAAAAGAACACAUCUUCGUUCACCUGUGGACGACCUCUACGCUUGCUUUUUUGUCGCUCAAUGGGCCGCGGUACAUCACAAUUCCACCGGCAUAUUCAUCGGGGAUUUGCGAACACAGUUCAACACCCACAGAGAGAUAGCGACGGGCACAAUCAAGGACCUUUGCUAUAGGCCCGGAUCACAAGAUUUUGAGGACUACGGUGGCUUCCUCUGCAAAUGCGGGCCUCUCUUUCUAAGCUGGGACGACAAGAUAUCCAAUAUGAGACGCAGCUACAAAUACGCACUGCGGUACAUCUCCGACAACGAAGAGCCCCUGAAGUCGUUGUUCAUCACUUACGCUUUUCGCGGAGUUGCCGACUACAUGGAGGUCUUGGCGGAAUGGAAGGAAAGUCAAUCCGCCUGA
Messenger RNA from Mycena indigotica, 1341 nucleotides. RefSeq lists its product as uncharacterized. The transcript has 4 exons. The coding region runs from base 1 to 1341 and encodes 446 amino acids. The record is from RefSeq and is a predicted model, not a curated record. NCBI's taxonomy places the organism in Eukaryota, Fungi, Basidiomycota, Agaricomycetes, Agaricales, Mycenaceae.